AUGAACAACUUUCAUGUCUACGAGGCGAUCGGCCGUGGCAAACACUCGACAGUGUACAAAGGGAGGAAAAAGAAGACAAUCGAGUACUUUGCGAUCAAGAGUGUUGAUAAGUCUCAGCGGGCGAAGGUCCUCCAAGAAGUUCGGAUGCUACAUGCUUUAGAUCAUGAAAAUGUGUUGAAGUUCUAUUCUUGGUAUGAAACCUCUGCUCACCUAUGGCUGGUCUUGGAAUAUUGUGUUGGUGGAGAUCUGAUGAAUAUACUUCAGCAGGAUAGUCGACUUCCUGAAGAAUCCAUACAUGAUCUUGGUCGUGACCUUGUCAGAGCUCUUCAGUUUUUGCAUUCCCAAGGAAUUAUUUAUUGCGAUCUGAAGCCAUCAAACAUCUUACUUGAUGAGAAUGGGCGAAUGAAGCUAUGUGAUUUUGGGCUAGCCAGGCGAUUGAGUGACAUUGAGAAAAAUUCUCUUUCCAUGCUGCCGCAGUCAAAGAGAGGAACACCCUGCUAUAUGGCUCCUGAGCUUUUUCAGGAUGGAGGAGUGCAUUCUUAUGCUUCUGAUUUCUGGGCUCUUGGUUGUGUAUUGUAUGAAUGCUAUGCUGGAAUCCCCCCAUUUGUAGGAAAUGAGUUUACUCAAUUGGUAAAAUCAAUAUUAUCAGAUCCUACACCGCCACUUCCUGAUAAACCAACCAGUUCGUUUGGUAAUCUGAUUAACCGUUUAUUGGAAAAAGAUCCAGCUGAAAGGAUGCAAUGGCCUGAACUCUGUGAACAUAGCUUUUGGAGGACAAAGUUCAGUUCAGUGCCUCUCCCUCCUCAGCCUGCUUUUGUUAACAUGCUGCAGCCUGUUAAACCAUGUCUUUCAGAGCGAAAUGGUGAUAGGUCUGUUCAGCAAAGAACACCUCCCAAAAAGCGUGAAAAUAAUAUCAAUGGGACUAGUAAGCAUGAUGAAAAUUCAAAUUCUUUGAGGAAGGUUUAUGAAACACCAGCUAAGAAUGUGCAAAGUGGAAGGAAGACUCAUGCUAAAUCAUCUGGUAGAGUUGAGGAUAAACAGAAGGAGGCCCCAAACACCGCAAAGGGUGUAAAUCUUCUUAGACUUUCAAGAAUGGCAAAGUUGAAUCUUCAAAGGGAGAAUGAAAAGGAGAACUACAGACGGGUUUUGCCCAAGGCAUCUGAAAAUGAAGCUGAGGUGAAAAUUGUAAACAAUGAUAUGGAGCUUGAUUUUAGUGAGAAUCCUGAGGAUGAUGCACCUGAUGAAUCAGAUGGGUCUGAUAACCCAGGUUGUGGACUCGGAGAAAACCUUUCAAAUCAAAAUGUCAGUGAGAAAAUUGAAGAAGCUGAUCCUGCUAUGAAUCAGCUAGAUACUUCUGAAAAUAUUAGUUUUGUUCCAGAUAGUUUGAAGAAACUUGAGCAGGACCAAUGUUUGGAGCAUAUUGAGGUGGCUGCUACUCCACCUAGUGCUAACGUCCAGAGGAAAGCUCUGCGUGGAAAAGCAGCAAAUGGGAGUGCGCAUGAUGCUGAACCUGGGUCAUCUAAUAAUUUACAGGAGUUUUGGCAUCUGUCAGACCUUUCAGUCAAGCCUGUAAUGCCUAGUAGGAAAGGAGAUAAGGCUUUGGAUGCUACCCACUCCCUCCCAUUUGAAAUUCUUCUGGCUUCUGAUUAUGUUAAACUACCACCUGAGCAGUUAAAUGUAUAUAGUAGUCGAAUAAUUCAUAGCUUGAGUGGAACUUCCCAUGUUACUGAUAAACAGAAUGUUCUCAGAUACCUGGAAAUGCUAAGUUGCAGUGCUGAUGCUGCAAAUAUUAUAACUAAUGGGCCAAUCAUGUUGCUACUUAUAAAAAUGUUUCGGCUUUCAAAGACAUCUUCUUUACGAGCUCAGCUUGCUUCAGUGAUGGCAUUACUCAUCCGUCAUUCAACUUAUAUUGAGGCGGAUGUGGCAAAUUCUGGAAUUGUUAAUGCUCUCACAGAUGGUUUGAGGGACAAGCAAGAUAAAGUAAGGAGGUUCUCCAUGGCUGCUUUAGGGGAGUUGCUAUUUUACAUUUCAACCCAAUCUGAUCAAGAUUUAAAAGAUAGCAAUGCCUUAGAAUCUCCAUCUAAAGAUAGCCGUUCUUCAACUGGUUGGCAGGUCAGAAUUCUAUAA
Molecule: messenger RNA, 2127 nt
Organism: Dioscorea cayenensis subsp. rotundata (Guinea yam)
Lineage: Eukaryota; Viridiplantae; Streptophyta; Magnoliopsida; Dioscoreales; Dioscoreaceae
Product: serine/threonine-protein kinase RUNKEL
Exons: 8
Coding region: 1-2127 (708 amino acids)
Biological process (GO): cytokinesis by cell plate formation; protein phosphorylation; phragmoplast assembly
Molecular function (GO): protein kinase activity; ATP binding; microtubule binding
Source: RefSeq, a predicted model, not a curated record